UGCAUCGCUCCGCCGAGCAGCAAGCACUCUGCAGUCUGCACUCCCAGCCCAGUCCUCGUCGCGGCGUCCCCGAGCUUCUCUCUCGUAGUCUCAUCCACUCCCCCGACCCGCCGCCCGCUCGAUCGCGACCUAACGGCAGCGAUGCACCCCCGCGCCGCCUCAGGCGCCACCGGGAAGUCGACCGCGCCGUACGGGUCCUGGGAGUCGCCGAUCAGCGCCGCUGUCGUCUCCGCCGCCGGGAGGACCGCCGAGGGGUUCGCCAUCGCCGGCGACGGCCGGCUCGUCUGGGUGGAGACGCGCCCCGAGGAUGGAGGGCGCGCGGUCCUCGUGAAGGAAGCGGCAGAACCAGGCGGCAAGGCUCUUGAUGUGACUCCGCAGGGGUUCGCGGUGCGGUCCUUGGCGCAGGAGUACGGUGGCGGGGCAUUCGCGGUGCAAGGGGAUACCGUUGUGUUCUCUAACUACACUGACCAGCGUCUGUACAAGCAAACAAUCGGAGAUAAUUCACCACUACCGCUGACACCAGAUUAUGCUGGAUCAGUAGUACGCUAUGCUGAUGGUGUCUUUGAUCCCCAUUUCCAUCGUUUCGUAACUAUAAUGGAAGAUUAUCGGCACAAUAGCUCAAAUCCCAUCACUACAAUCGUUGCUGUAAGAAUAAGUGAUCAUGAUGUCAAAGAAUCUACUAUGCUGGUCAGUGGCAAUGACUUUUAUGCCUUCCCACGUAUUGAUCCAACUAAAAAACGUAUGGCAUGGAUUGAGUGGAGUAACCCAAACAUGUCCUGGGACAAAUCGCAGUUAUGGGUUGGGUAUUUCAAUGAGAAAGGAGAGAUAAAAGAAAAGAUCUGCAUUGCUGGUGGAGACCCAACAAUAGUAGAAUCUCCUACUGAACCCAAGUGGUCUUCAAAAGGGGAGUUGUUCUUCAUAACCGAUCGAAGGAGUGGGUUUUGGAAUAUUUGUAAAUGGGAUGAGCAGAGCAAUGCGGUAACACCUCUGUAUUCACUUGAUGCUGAAUUCUCCAAGCCCAUGUGGAUUUUUGGUGUCAGCUCCUAUGAUUUCCUUGGAAUAGAUGAUACAAGUCACAAAAUCGUUUGCUGUUACAGGCAGAAUGGAAAGUCAUAUGUCGGGGUGCUUGACCACAAUUCCGAGUCCUUUUCGAAAAUCGAUAUUCCCUUCUCUUCUGUAACUAACAUAGUGGUGUCUGGAGAUGGAUCCUUCUAUAUUGAGGGUGCAUCUGCUACUCUUCCAGUAUCAAUAGCAAAGGUGACACUUGAUAAAAAGAGAACUAUGGCAACUGAUUUCUCUAUUGUUUGGUCCUCCUCAGAGGAUGUUUCACAAUAUGAAUCAUACUUCAGCUUGCCUGAAUUUGUGGAGUUUCCAACUGUGGUCAAUGGUCAGCAUGCAUAUGCUUAUUUUUAUGCUCCAUAUAAUAAUGUUUUCCAAGGUUUAUCAGACGAAAAGCCUCCCCUACUUGUCAGAACUCAUGGUGGACCCACAGAUGAAGCACGAGGGAUUCUGGAUCUUAGUGUGCAGUACUGGACAAGCCGAGGAUGGGCAUUUGUUGAUGUUAACUAUGGGGGAAGCUCAGGUUAUGGAAGAGAAUUUCGAGAGAGACUUUUAGCACAAUGGGGUGUUGUUGAUGUAAAUGAUUGCUGCAGUUGUGCUGCAUUCCUGGUGGAAACUGGAAGAGUGGAUGGGCAGCGGCUUUGUGUAACUGGAGAAUCUGCUGGUGGAUUCACAACUUUAGCCUGCCUUGCUUUCAGACAAACCUUCAAGGCUGGUUCGUCUUUAUAUGGGAUAGCUGAUCUAGCAUCCUUGAGGGCAGGAAUGCACAAGUUUGAAGCAUACUACAUUGAUAACCUUGUGGGGAAUAAACAAGCUUACUUUGAGAGAUCUCCAAUAAACUCUGUCGAAAACUUUUCAUGUCCAGUGAUUUUGUUUCAAGGGUUGGAAGACACGGUUGUAUCACCAGAUCAGGCAACAAAAAUAUACAAGGCCAUAAAGGACAAGGGCCUUCCCGUUGCUUUGGUUGAGUACGAAGGGGAACAACAUGGUUUCCGCAAGGCUGAGAACAUCAAAUUUACCUUGGAGCAGGAGAUGGUGUUCCUGGCAAGAUUAGUGGGAAAGUUCAAGGUGGCUGAUGACAUAACUCCAAUCAAGAUUGAAAACUUUGAUUAGUCCUUGUAAACGUUUCAAACGGCACCAGUCCUUAUUUUCUGUUUACCUGCUAUCAACUGCUGAACUGAUCAGCUUAGAUGCAACUUGGUGCACCUCUUGGGCAGAUUUGCCCAGCUGUUCUUUCAAUUGAAAUAUUUGUCUUGUUCGUUUGGUUGAUAAGCCAUGACAGAAAGUAUUGUUCGCUGAUUCGUUGCGAGAGAAAAACACUGUUGAAUGACUAGUAGAUUCAGCUGAUAAGUUCAAGUGAAUGUCAUUACGAGCAACAAUUGAAGCAAA
This is a messenger RNA of Sorghum bicolor (sorghum), 2448 nucleotides long. RefSeq lists its product as uncharacterized. Gene Ontology annotation, biological process: proteolysis. Gene Ontology annotation, molecular function: serine-type peptidase activity. Lineage: Eukaryota; Viridiplantae; Streptophyta; Magnoliopsida; Poales; Poaceae. The transcript has 18 exons. The coding region runs from base 142 to 2172 and encodes 676 amino acids. The record is from RefSeq and is a predicted model, not a curated record.